Molecule: messenger RNA, 405 nt
Organism: Guyanagaster necrorhizus
Lineage: Eukaryota; Fungi; Basidiomycota; Agaricomycetes; Agaricales; Physalacriaceae
Exons: 5
Coding region: 1-405 (134 amino acids)
Source: RefSeq, a predicted model, not a curated record
AUGCUUGAGAGAAUUGUGCCCUUAUCAGUUGUGGUUACAAGUGUAUCAACAUUCUUAACAGAAGGAAAAAAAGAUGUGAGAGGCCACAGAAAAGAAGAGAUUGAGGCUGGAGGCCAAGAAGCAGGAGAAAGAGGCAGCAUGGGCACUUGCAGCAGCUGCAGAGUCAUAGAGUUUUCAGCUCUUGUGAGGCAGCAGAUCAUGAUGGCAGCUGUGGAGACAGAGAAGGACAAGUCAGUGGCUAUCAUAAUUCCCAAGAAGAGGGUGAAGUUAACUAUAAUCAUCAAGUCUAGUGGUGAAGAGAUGGGGCAAUCAGGGCUAAAACAGCCUACUAAAAGGAUAAAGUUGGUGCCUGAGAUAAGAGAAAGGGAUUGGAGUGGACUGCAGAUACACUGGUUGUACUUGUGA